Frankliniella occidentalis (western flower thrips) is the source of this 1560-nucleotide messenger RNA. RefSeq lists its product as uncharacterized. Bases 142 to 1356 code for a protein of 404 amino acids. The transcript has 4 exons. The record is from RefSeq and is a predicted model, not a curated record. NCBI's taxonomy places the organism in Eukaryota, Metazoa, Arthropoda, Insecta, Thysanoptera, Thripidae.
GCCAGCCCCCUUCCACCUGCGCUCCGCGCGGUCCCGCGUUUUCGUGUUGACAUUCGGAUCGGAGCGAAGAGGGGCGUGUGGGUGCUCACACGGGCGACUAGGCCGUUUAUUUUAACUAAUUUGUAGGAAUUGUGAACAAGAAUGGACUCGUCUUUGCUCGACGAAAACGGGAAUUCAUUACCGUCGUUCACAUCCACACCAAAGGCAAAAAGGAAGCGGCCUAUAUACGAGUGCCCAUACUGUGGGAAAGAAUAUUUAGUUCAAUUUUACUUUAAAAAUCAUGUCGAGUCUCACUUGUCCCAAGCUCAACUUGAUGUCAGUCAGGAUGUUCACUUGGAUGUCAGUGAUUUAUCCAUUAUUGAAGACACCCCUGCUUUCAAAAAGCCAGCACCACCUGCCUCACAAAAGAAGACUACAACAAAAACUGUUGCAAAGAAAACAGACAGCAAGAGGCCAAAAUUAAUAUGCACUUAUUGUUUGAAAGAAUAUAUAUGUACUAGGUCUUUCAAAUCUCACCUAAGAACUCAUACUAUUCAAGUUGCUGCUAUGAAAUACCCAGACACAGAGAAAAUUCUUGAUAACGUAGUUGAAAUUUCCAAUGCUGCUCUGACAUCUGUUUCCAAUUGUCCUAGUUACGGGAAAUGUGGUGAACAAUUUAGGGCAUUUCUUGGUCAUGUAAUUUCAGAACCAGAAAAGUUUGAAAAGUUUAGUGCAGACAUUGCAAGAGAAGAGUUAACUGCUAUUUCUAAAAAGAAAUGUCUUCUCCCACAUGCCCUUGUGAAUGCACUUUUUCAGAAAAUGGAGGAAAUUUUAUCUGAUGAUAAUUUUUGUGAAGCUGUUCUGUCUGUCUUUGAGGGCCCAUUGUUUUCAAGUAAUGUACAGUCCCAAUUCCUUCUAGAAUUUUUGUUGAAUUUCACCACAGAAAUUUUUAAAUUUAUAUCUAGACAUUUUAGGAGUGGUGUGACUAUUCAUCAUUUAUCAAAGCAAAUUCCUGAAUUAGAUGCUGAAGACAGGCAUGUGAUAUUUCAUGUUGGUGGGUCCAUUAUGCAAGGGUACCUAAGAAUCGGUAAAAGAAAUAAAGGAAACACAAAGUGGCAAACUGUUACUAAGACUUUACGGGACAGGCUACUCUCAACUGAAUCUGAAGUGGGUGCAGAUGCAGCGUGGACCAAGGAUUUGGACAAUGGUGGUUUGCUGUAUAUUUGUAAGCCUUUGCAGGAUUUUUUUAUAAAAUUGACGGCAAUUGUCUAUGCUAGUGAGAAGAGUGAUGGUUCCAUUCCAUACGAACAAGUACUCAGCAAGGUAGUUAAUUCUGAUGUUUCAGUUCUCUGGGAUAAUGUUAUCAAAGAUUCUUAAUCUGAGGAACUUUCUGUAGGCUUAUUGAAUGAUGUCGUCCUGUGUUUCUGUAAAGCUUGUGGUCGUGGUGUAGCCAAGAGGAAACUAAAUGAGUUGCGGGAGAGGCCUGUCAUUGGCAUGGCAACUCGACAUGCAGUUGCUUCUCGGAAGAAGUAGUAACAUGUUAGUGAUUUUGGGUGGGAUUGUGAUUCUAAAGUAUUUUAU